AUGAAGGAAUCUUUCAAGAAACCUUUUAAUUUAACUGCAUUAAAAGAGUGGGAAGAAGCCGGAGAACCAUUUGAAGAGGACGAAAUUUUAGGGUUAUCCAGCAAUAAAGUAAAGACCGGGAAGGAAAGCCCGCCUCCUACUCCCAGAAUCAAUUGCGAUGAGUAUAGUGAAAAAAACGGAAUUUCCAUCCCUGCCAAUGCACCUAAACAAAAUGCUCGACAGUUUGAGGACGUUAAAUCUCUUAAACUACUAUGUUGGGAAUUAGAAUUAGAUCCACAAAUUGAACCUGAACCACUUUUUACACAUAAUACAAGUGAAGAUGACACUCAACCCGUUAACAUUGAUGGAGCUGUAAAUCCUGCUAUGUUACACGCGCAUUUAGCACUCUUAACAACAAUCAGAUGA
Molecule: messenger RNA, 405 nt
Organism: Rhizophagus irregularis DAOM 181602=DAOM 197198
Lineage: Eukaryota; Fungi; Glomeromycota; Glomeromycetes; Glomerales; Glomeraceae
Source: RefSeq, a predicted model, not a curated record